AUGGACAUCUACAGAUAUGAAACCUGCACUACAAGAGAAACCUGCGGCCAGGUGCCAGAUUCUACCUCGCAGUUCCUACAAUGUGUGGGACUGCCAUCGACAGAUACAGGGAGAGACCACAUGCGGAGGCUGAAAGGAAUGCUUGAAGCGACAAUGGAUUUGUACACAUUCAUGAGGUCCAGCAUGACGGGAGUGCCACUUCUCAGCCUGCAGGGGGCUCUGGCUUUAAACCCUGGAGCAGACCCUCUCCAGAACGAAGCCCUGGUCCAGAUGUGGAUGGAGGUGAAGAUAAAACCGUUGUUGAAAUCUAUCACCAAACACUUCCUGUCCUGCCUCAGCACCAAGAACUUCAGCUGCUCCACCUACCAGACUGUGGUGAGGGAGCUCAGUUACCAUUAUUCUGAGAUGAAUCCAGUCACACAAAAGUGGAUCUACACAUUCUUUAUGUACCCAUUUCUGUCUGGAGACCGAGUAGAUGGUUGUGUGAGCCAAGAGGAGAGCAGUGAGGAGUGGUUAAUGAAGAAUUUUGGGGCCUUCAGAGCCAUGGCCCAAAUGGACGACCUUUCAACACUCAACAUGGCCUUCAGUGGAUUGGAGGUUCUUAACCUGCUGUCUCCAGCGCAGAAGGCCAAGCUGCUGAUGAGUCCUGGGGUCGCAGGUUUAGACAACGACACCCUCACCCUAAUCUUUCACGGUUUGUUGACAGGGGACUCUGGCCCUUCCCCCACCAACAUCUCUGGAGGGGGCCAAUCCUGGACAAGCCCUGCUUAUCCUCCUGCCUAUACGCCACAGCCCAUGUAUAACCCAUACCCACCACCAUCCCCGCACAACAAGCUCAGAGAGGUUGUAAAUGGGUUCAUGACGGCUUUCAGACCCAUUGGGAGCUUUGUUCAUGACUUUGUGUCUUUCACAAAAGAGAGGAAUGAAAUAAAAAGCAGCACUCUGACCCAGUUCCUGCUCAACUGGACUCUAGCUGAGCUGGCAGACAUGUACCGGCCACAAACAACACCUGUAGUUCCAGAGACGCCACAGUUUGACGUGACAAAUGUGGAGGACUGGUACCAGCAGGUCGUGUUGCCCAUAUUACAGAGUUUCUUGCCAAAUGGCGAGGCCCUGAUGCAUCAAAACAUCACACUUGCCUUCCACCAGCUGUUCUAUCUGAACCAUAGUAUGGACAAUGAAACCUCUGAAACCAUGGAUGUCUGUAGCAUCACUCUUGAUAAGAGCCCUUGUGGGCUGACAGACGCAGUGGAAAAUGUUGCUUAUGUUUUGCACUGUGCUGCUCUUACUAACUUCACAUUGUCCGAGGCGACGAUCAUCAGAUUGAUUGUGGAGCUGACAGAACGUCUGAACUCACUGAUCAAAGAGUUGUCCACUGGAAACUUCAGUGAGGUGGUGUCCGACUUUAAGCAGAUCUUUGGUGAGGCAGACUCUCCGUCUCUGACCCAGCAACAUCUGGAGGACCCGAACUUCAUCAAGCUCUGGUUUCAGAUCAAACUGAUGCCCCUCUUGCCUGACAUACCUACAGACCUCCUGUCCUGCCUCAGCACCAAGAACUUCUCCUGUCCAGUAUACCAAACCAUUGUGGCAGCUCUCAGCAAACAGAUGAAUUUUAUGGAUGCUGAUCCAAUUUACAGUCGUAACAUCUAUGAGUACUUCAUCUAUCCUUUCCUGCUGCAUCACAACACCUCUGACCCCCAGUGUUUCUCCUCAGCCAAUCACAGUGCAAAAUGGCUGACAUACAACUUUGGUUUCUUCUCAAGAUUUGCCUCCAUUAUUGACUUCUACAACCUCAACCCAAACUUCUCUGGACUGGAUGUUCUUUACAUCUUGACUCCAAAACAGAUAGCAGAGAUGCUUCUGUUGCCUCUUCCUACUCCACCUGAGAAAGACGUUGUUAUCGACCAAGUGUUUGACUUCCUAUUGGAGUCCCCUGAAGACUGGAAACUUCUGGAGGUCCUGUACGCGCUGGUCCAGCUCGCUCCAGAGGUCAAUCCACCCUGUGGCGUCUACAAACACAUUUUUCAAAGAUUGUACGGAGCUAUACAAUUUCUGCCACCAGACGUAGAGCCUGUCAUCUGGGAUGUCAUAGAUAACUUGAUGAACAUCGCUCCAGGGGAGUGUGUGCCUGAGAACAUCACGUGCCCAGUCACCCAGUACAAUGGUACUAACAUCUGCAGAGGAACUGACAGCUCUGACCUGAACUCUUACUUGAACACAUAUAUGAACGUUACCUGCAAUUUUACCUUGGAGACAUAUGCAUGUGCACAGCUGAAGAACUUCACAGCCAAUCAGCUGGUGUCUCUUCUGAAGUGUAAUCUACCUGGAAACAGCAGCUACUCCAAUGUGCUGUGGAAGAUGCUGCUGACUAAGCUAUCCUUUAUCUUGGACCCAGCUCUGGACAUCCUAGCUAACACACCCUCGACCAUGCUUCCAUCAGCAUCAGAGGUUUUGGAUGUGAUUGGAGAAAUGAGAGUGUCGAUACUGACUAAUGAGCAGCUGAUGAACAGCAGUGUCAUCAGAGAGUGGUUCUUGGGCCGUCUGAGUGUGUUCCUCCCGUCUGCAUCAUUAAGGUUCCUGGACUGUCUGAGCCGCAGGAAUCUCAGCUGUCAGUCAUACCAGCAAAUGUAA
This is a messenger RNA of Micropterus dolomieu (smallmouth bass), 2631 nucleotides long. RefSeq lists its product as uncharacterized. The record is from RefSeq and is a predicted model, not a curated record. The coding region runs from base 1 to 2631 and encodes 876 amino acids. NCBI's taxonomy places the organism in Eukaryota, Metazoa, Chordata, Actinopteri, Centrarchiformes, Centrarchidae. The transcript has 22 exons.